GCCGCCCGCCGCUGCUCUCGCCACACUCGUCUCCGGCAGUGCAGGCGGCAGCAUGUCUGGCAGAGGCAAGGGCGGGAAGGGGCUCGGCAAGGGGGGCGCCAAGCGGCACCGCAAAGUGUUGCGCGACAACAUCCAGGGCAUCACCAAGCCGGCCAUCCGGCGCCUGGCUCGGCGCGGCGGCGUGAAGCGCAUCUCGGGGCUCAUCUAUGAGGAGACGCGCGGCGUGCUGAAGGUGUUCCUGGAGAACGUGAUCCGCGACGCCGUCACCUACACGGAGCACGCCAAGCGCAAGACGGUCACGGCCAUGGACGUGGUGUACGCCCUCAAGCGCCAGGGACGGAGAAGCCCUAGUGCACUCCGAGCUAUGGCACGUACGAAGCAGACAGCGCGGAAGUCGACGGGCGGGAAGGCGCCGCGCAAGCAGCUGGCCACCAAGGCGGCCCGCAAGAGCGCGCCGGCCACGGGCGGCGUGAAGAAGCCGCACCGCUACCGGCCCGGCACGGUGGCGCUGCGCGAGAUCCGGCGCUACCAGAAGUCGACGGAGCUGCUGAUCCGCAAGCUGCCCUUCCAGCGCCUGGUGCGCGAGAUCGCGCAGGACUUCAAGACGGACCUGCGCUUCCAGAGCUCGGCCGUCAUGGCGCUGCAGGAGGCGAGCGAGGCCUACCUGGUGGGGCUCUUCGAGGACACCAACCUGUGCGCCAUCCACGCCAAGCGCUGCUUGGGGGUCGUGAUGUCUGGCAGAGGCAAGGGCGGGAAGGGGCUCGGCAAGGGGGGCGCCAAGCGGCACCGCAAAGUGUUGCGCGACAACAUCCAGGGCAUCACCAAGCCGGCCAUCCGGCGCCUGGCUCGGCGCGGCGGCGUGAAGCGCAUCUCGGGGCUCAUCUACGAGGAGACGCGCGGCGUGCUGAAGGUGUUCCUGGAGAACGUGAUCCGCGACGCCGUCACCUACACGGAGCACGCCAAGCGCAAGACGGUCACGGCCAUGGACGUGGUGUACGCCCUCAAGCGCCAGGGACGCACCCUCUACGGCUUCGGCGGCUAAAGCGUUAGUUUAGUUUUCUCUGCGCCCUAUCUCGAUAACCAACCCAAAGGCUCUUUUAAGAGCCACCCACUUUCUCUUCAGAAGGAGCUGUGUCGCGCCGCCAGUUUCGGCCAUGCUGAGCAAGCCUCGCUUUCGGUUUCACGUUAAGCCCUUCCCUGCCUCCGUCGGCUCCCCACCC
Messenger RNA from Dromaius novaehollandiae (emu), 1220 nucleotides. RefSeq lists its product as uncharacterized. The transcript has 4 exons. The record is from RefSeq and is a predicted model, not a curated record. Gene Ontology annotation, cellular component: nucleosome. NCBI's taxonomy places the organism in Eukaryota, Metazoa, Chordata, Aves, Casuariiformes, Dromaiidae. The coding region runs from base 53 to 1042 and encodes 329 amino acids. Gene Ontology annotation, biological process: nucleosome assembly. Gene Ontology annotation, molecular function: protein heterodimerization activity; DNA binding; structural constituent of chromatin.